Spinacia oleracea (spinach) is the source of this 3680-nucleotide messenger RNA. RefSeq names its product mechanosensitive ion channel protein 10. Gene Ontology annotation, molecular function: mechanosensitive monoatomic ion channel activity. The transcript is spliced from 9 exons. The coding region runs from base 1700 to 3436 and encodes 578 amino acids. The record is from RefSeq and is a predicted model, not a curated record. NCBI's taxonomy places the organism in Eukaryota, Viridiplantae, Streptophyta, Magnoliopsida, Caryophyllales, Amaranthaceae. Gene Ontology annotation, biological process: monoatomic anion transport; detection of mechanical stimulus; transmembrane transport. Gene Ontology annotation, cellular component: plasma membrane.
AAUCUAUAAAGCAAGCUCAAGAAAAGACGGAAAUUUGAAUGGAAGCUUAAUAUAUAUAUUCCCAAACCAGAUUGGCAACAGACCUAAAAUUUGAAUAUGCAAAAUGUUAUGUUGUUAUUAGCAAAUAGUGAGUGAAUAUGAUUCUUUUGUUUUCUCCUUGAUAUGUCAUCUGUAUAUGACUGACAAGUUAUUAAUAGACAUUUUCAACUUUCAUUUCAGUUUUCCACUUAUCCCCAAUAUGAAUUUAAUCAAGUAGUGCUUAUAAAUCUCCAUUUAGGCCGGAUAAUAAGGUGAAUUUAAGAGGAAAAACCAAAAAACUGAUUAAACGGACUCCAUUUAAGAGGAAAAACUGAAUCUAGUACCCCAUUCGUCCCAAAUUACUCGUUACUCUUACUUUUGCACAAAGUUUUAGGUGAUAAGUGGUUGUUUGGUUAUCAAUUGUUAUUUUAUUGAAAAAGUACAUGUGAUAGGAGUUAGUGGGGUAUUAUUUUAAUUGAAUGAGAGAGGGUGUGGGGACAAAAAAAAUUUAGUGGGAAAGAGAGAGACACUAUAAUAAUUGUGGGGUCAUUUCUAAUUUAGAAGUGUAACAAGUAAUCUUGGACAGACGAAAAAGGAAAGUAUAACAAGUAAUGUGAGACGGAGGGAUUAGUAUAUAGUUUCUGACAAAAAGGUGUACAAUUGUUUCACAAAAACAAUUGUGUCAGACUGCCAGUCAGGUGACUGAUUUCCCUCCAAAUUUCCUCACUUGAGUACCUUGCUCUUCCAAUUCUCCCUCUUCGUUCCCACCUUGGAAGCUUCAAAUUCUCUCAUUUACUUGACUGUUCUUGCAAUUCAGGUGCUUCCCAUCUUAAUUCAACUAAGCAAACAUGGCUUUUUCAGCAACUCCAAUUAUAAGAGUGGUUGUAUGUAAGGACCGCUUCUGGACAUGGAAUUUUCCUUCAUCCAACUUCACUGUCGUGGUUUUCUGGUGCAAUAAUUCCGAUAUUACUCGGGCGUUUGGUUGACUGAUGUUAGAUGUUUCUUUAAAUUGGUGUCAAAAUCAGGUGAAUUGCUCGUGCUCCUGCAAUUCUGGCUUGCUGGCUGGCUAUAUUGUAUAUUCAAGUCAUGUGCAAGAUCAGCAACAUCCGGCAGUUUCCACUCUUGGCAUUUUUUAUUAGUUAAUUCACUUUUCAGAAAUCUGGUUGAAGGACUAUACAUUCGUAGUCAUCUGCUGCUCUUUUUUUUUGAUAUGUAGGGUGUUCUCCAAUUCUCCCUUCUCAUAAACAAUGAAAGGUAACCAACAACCUUGGAAACGGAGGAGUGGUUCAGCUAAAUCCCCUGAGAUUCAACCCGCGAGCAGCCCAUCCACAACAACCCAACCCGAAACUUGUCAAACCUCAGUCAACAUUAGUUCAGAUGAUGAUAAUCAUGCAGAUACUUGCCCUUCUGUCCAAACUAAGCCUUCUUCGUGGUCUAAGAUGGUUGUUUUAUGUUAUAGGCUUCUGAUUUGUGCCUGUACUGCAUUUCUUACUGCUGCUGUUGCCCUACUGGUGGGAGGACUGGUUUCGAUUCUUACCAUCAUUUGCUCAGCUUUUGCUGCCGUUGUGGCGUUACCACUGCUAUCAUCUCAUCAGAUCAUACGGAGAGUAGCCUUAAUGUUCCUGAAGGAGUACUUGAGAUAAUCGACUGUCUGAUUUUGUGGUUUGCGGAGUACGAGGUUAUGACACAUGUUCCUGCUUUGAAUCACCACAAAAUGCUCGGAUUGCACACCCACAAUUGGAUUGAGGUAUCGAUUUUUGUUCUGAUUGCGUACAAUGUCAUUUAUAUGAUGGUGUGGUUUCUACAGGAGGUUGUUUGUGAAAAUCUAGAUCCAGGGAUUGAUAAAAAAUCAAAACGGUAUUUACUAAUAGAAAAGUUCUUGCGCAAGAAACAUAUUGUGUAUUGUGCUAAUGGAAUGAAACACAGCAUCAACUUCAUAUUGAGCUCAUUUCUGCUUCUACUCACGUGGGUGUUGUAUUUUGGCUCCCACCUAAACGGAACACCCGGUGCAAAAAAUGUUUUGAGAUUCGGAACUUGGACCUGUGUAAGUUUUUUAACUUGCUCCUUUUUAUGGCUGAUCAAAACAUGUGUGUUACUAUCAUGGGAGGCUCGUUCGGUGUAUAAACGACUACACUCGAGAAUAAUAGAAGGAGGAAAGCAGUUGUACUUCCUUGGCGUCAUUGGUCGCCAUGACUACGAUAUUUUCAACCUUUUGUAUGAGUGUGGGAAACAAGAAGUUAGUGUUGUGGAUUAUGUGGAGGAACUAAAAAGAUUACGUUCAGAUCUAUGCAACACUCUAUUUCCUACUCGGGCAAUAACUCUUGAUGCACGUUACCAAAAAAAAUCCGAUAAGGUGGAUGUUCGGGGGAUAGGAGUUACUGUGAAGAAAUUGUGUGAAAAAAAGAAGAAAAGAGUGCAGGAUGACUUGUUAACGCAGCAAAGAAAUACUAUGUAUUGCGCACAACUGGUGGCUGGAUACUUUUUCACAGCUAAGAAAACAUUGUUACAGGAGAAGUUCACUUCAGACAUCAUUCAGAAAUUUAAGAAUUAUGGCGAAGAUAAUGAUAAGAGCAAGGAUUGGGAAGAUUUUAAGAAUCAACUGCAUGAAUUUGUGGAUUCUGGCAAGGAGAUAUUGUUUGAAAAAAGACUUUCAAAGUGGGUGGAAAGGGCAAGCAACAAUUGUAUAUUCCUAGCAAAUACGCUAAGUAGUGCCAAAGAAGUUGUUGAUUGUUUGAACAAAAUUAUAAGUUGUCUAUUAAUUGCUGCAACUUUCAUACUGUGGUUGCUUCUCACCGGGUUGGCUACCACAAAAGUAUUACUACUCAUCGUGUCACCAUUGCUAGCUGCAACCUUUGUAUUCGGAGACACUUGCAAGACCUUGUUUCAGGGGAUUAUCUUUGUGUUCGUGGUGCAUCCUUUCUAUGUUGGCGAUUUAUGCGUCAUUGAUGGAAACAUGAUGGAGGUUAGAACAAUUGGUAUAUGGAAAACGACGUUGUCAAAAGUUAGUACGCAAGAGGAAGUGAUAUAUUCAAACUCAGAGUUAUUCAACAAAAGUAUCAUCAAUCAUAAAACGAAUUUUGAUUGGAAUGAUUACGUUGAACUUGAUGUAAGCUCUUUGGACAAGAAAACAAUCAAGAUUUUAAAAAACGAGAUUGAAGAAUAUCUUGAUUGGGUUGAAGAUAAAUUCAUACCAGGUUAUAAUUCUGUGGAGGUGUUGACAAACGGAGAUAACGUAAAGUUAAUUGUUUAUUUUAGACACAGAGUGAACCUAAGAAACCACACCUACUUCGAAUGUCUCAAGGAAAAACGUAAGCUACGAUCUGGAUUCGUUCUUCAUGCAGAGGACCUUGUAGAUCAAUACAAAAACAGAGAACAGAGAAAUUCAGAUGGAACUACAGACGUUGCUCAAGAUGAUUAGUCAGGAACUUGAAUUGGCAGCUUAUUGAAUAUUGAGUCUUCCUGAAUCUGGAGACGAAGAUAGAACAUAAGAGUCUAUUGAUUUUGGCAUCAGCUUGUACAUGAGUUAAGUAUUUUGAUAAGCAAUUUACGAAAGGAACUAUUGUUAGGCUGCAAACUGCCUGUAUUAGUACAAUUACAUUGUAGUAAUCUGGUGUUAUAUAUUCUUAAAUUUGUGCUCAAAGGACUAUGAGUUGCAUUAUGUU